CGGUUCUGUUCGAGAACUCAAUUCAGUUGAUGGACUCAAUCGGUCGACACUCGUUUUGAAGACAUCGGAAUUGCAAUGCCCACCACCCCAGUCUACCCCUACUUCGCAACAACACUCUCCCGCGCCGCCCACAUCAACACCUCCAACCCCCACUCCAUCCACUCCCUGAACCACCUCCUCGCUUCCCGCUCCCACACCUCCCCCCACCUCCCAAUCCUCGGCAUCCCCGUUCCACCUUCUCCCAAGUCUGCAGUAUGGACUCUAGAAACCUACACCUGGCUCGACAUCCUCCACGCCUCGCACACCCUCGCCCGCUGGCUCCACUCCGAGUUUAACCUCCCGAGGAGGACGAAGGAGCAUGCAGGGAGGGAAAUGAGCGUCGGAUUGUUGUGCCCCUCGAAUGUCGAGUUCGUGGUUGCGUGGCUGGCGUGUAUGCGACUCGGUCUCGCCCCGGUGUUGCUUGCGCCGCAGUGUACUCCUGAGGCUGUUGGGGGGUUGUUACGGCAGACAAAGGCGACGCAUUUGCUUUGGCAUGCCUGUUAUGCCGGGUUGGCGCACGCUGCUCUUGAGGGACAGGAUGGCGUUGAUAUCGUGGGUGUGGAAAUGCCAGCGCCGACAGUGUGGAAGACCAGAAUCGAGGAGGAGGUGGAGGUAAUUGACAUGGCCUUAUCGCCCGAAGAAGAAUCCGAAACCACCGCAUUCUAUUUUCACACCUCGGGUACGACAACAGGCAUUCCCUCCCCAAUCAAGCACCUCCACGCAUGGUCAACACUCGUCCAACCCUCUCUCCCCUACGCCUCCACCACCAAUCUUCCAGUCACCGGCGAAGGAGAGGAGGAGGGGAGGCUGGUAAAGGCCCCAGCAGUGUUUACGACGACGCCGCUAUAUCAUGGCGGAACGGCCGAUUUGACGCGGAGUAUGAUGAGUGAUGGGAUGUUGUGGCUGUUCCCUGCUGAUGUGUUGCCGAUUACGGCAAAUAAUAUCUUGCAGUGCGUCGAGACCAUACAAUCAUCCUACGCCCCCCAAGAGGAGAGGAUGAGGGUGGGGUAUUUCUCCGCCGUACCGUAUGUGUUGCAACUCCUCUGGGACGCGGGCGCGGAAGCUCGCACCAUGCUCGCCUCCAUGGAUCUCGUGAGUUUCGGUGGCGCACCACUCGCGAAAGACCUCGGUACCGCCAUCACCCGUUCCGGGAUCCGUCUCAUCUCGAAAUACGGAAGUGCUGAAUGUGGGUUCCUCCUAUGCUCCUACCGCGAUGACGACGCCUUGGAUCCUGAGGAGGGAUGGGGCUUUGUCCGUCUUGACCCCACGUACGAGGGGCGGUAUCUGAGAAUGGAAGAACGGGACGAGGGAAGGUUCGAGCUAAUCGUCGACCCAUCAUACCCACAACUCGGCAAGGUGAACCGCGAGGAUGGAGGGUACGCUACCGCCGACCUCUACGAACGACAUCCGACGGUGGGGGAUGCGUGGCUCCAUGUUGGACGCGCGGAUUCGGUUGUUGCGUUGGUUAGUGGGAAGAAGUUCGAGCCGGCCGUCGUUGAGGAUGCUGUGCGGGGGUGGUUUGGGAAGUGUGUCGUUAGGGAUGUUGUGGUGUUUGGUGUCGGGCGGAUGUGCCCUGGUGUGUUUGUCGUGCCUGCUGAAGAUUCGGAUCUGGGUGAGGGGGAGGAACUGUGGGAGAGGGUGAGGCGUGCGAUGGAAUUGUGGGGUGUGCCGAAGCAUGCGAGGGUUGGUGGGAAGGAGUUGGUGGUUGUGCUCGGUCCUGAUGCGGAGAUCGCAACGUCGAGUAAAGGGACCCUGCUACGUCCACAGAUCUGGAAGAGGUACGAGAAGGAGAUCGAGGAAGCUUAUGCGCGGUUUGACGGACGGAGUGGGGGUGAUGAUGCGGAAAUCGUCUCUGACGCCGAUUUGAUGGGAUGGGUGAGGAAUGUCGUGACGAGCGGUGUUGGUGUUGGGAAGGAGAAGGAUCUUGGAGACGAUUCGGAUUUGUUUGCGUUUGGGGUGGAUAGUAUCAUGGCUACCCGAUUACGAGCGCAAUUGUUGCGUGGUGCUGGUGAUGGUGUCAGGCUCGGGAUGAACGUCGUGUAUGAUCAUCCGUCGAUCAAGAAACUGACGGAACAUAUUCUGAGGUCGAGGAGAGGCGAGGAGGUUGUAGAGGGGAAAGAGCAGGUGAUGUUGGAGAUGGUGGAGAAGUAUGGCAGUGGUUUCUUGGCGCACGAAGCGGGUGAUGAAAGUACCGAGGAAGAUGGUGAGGUGAUCGUCGUUACGGGUGCCACUGGAGCUUUGGGUGCACAUGUUGUCAGUCUAUUGCUGUCAAAUUCGGGUGUACGGAAGGUCGUUUGUCUCGUUCGAGCCUCGUCGACGUUGAACGCACUCGAGCGUGUCCGUGCGUCGCUCAAGGCGAGGAAGAUCAAUAUCUCGGACGUGGACCUCGAGAGGCUAGAAUGCUUGCCGGCGAAGCUGGGAGAGAAGAACUUGGGAUUGGGAGAUGAUGGUUACGAAAAACUGCGGAAGGAAGCUUCAUGUGUAAUCCAUGCCGCCUGGGCUGUGAAUUUCGUUGCUGCCUUGGAAAGUUUCGAGAAUGAUCAUAUUGCAGGAGCACGACAUCUAAUCGAUCUAUGUUUGUCCAGUCCAGGGAAGCAACCGGCAAAAUUCUUCUUCUGUUCGUCCGGAUGCACAGUCCUGAGCGGCGACGUGCCGUCCACUAUCCCCGAACGCGUCGUCGAGCACCCGUCAUCUGCCGGUAGUAUGGGUUAUGCUCAAUCCAAGUGGGUCACGGAGCGCAUCUGUGCUGCCGCUCACUCGUCGUCCUCCCUGCACAACCGGAUCGGAAUUUUCCGGCUAGGACAGCUGAGUGCGGAUACGAGGGAAGGAGUAUGGAACGAGCAGGAGGCUAUACCGCUGAUGUUCAAGAGUGUUGAUUCCGUGGGAGCGUUGCCGGCGUUGGAGGAAGGAUGUGCAUGGUUGCCGAUCGAUAUUGCCGCUCGGGCGAUCGUUGAGAUCGCUCUUGGUGCCGGUUUUGGCCGGCGUGCGAGUCAGGAUGAGGAGAGUGUGCCCGUCUGGCACAUCACGAACGCUCAUAUGGAAACAAGAUGGGAAGACGUCCUGGGUUGGUUCAAAUCCUGGCUCGAAGAACACAACCGCACCCUUGACAUCAUCGAUCCCGCCGCAUGGGUUCGUCUCCUCGCCGAAUCAGAACCCGAUGAAUCCGUGAACCCAUCCCGAAAGCUCCUGGGCAUGUGGCAAACUGCAUACGGCGACAGUGCAGCCGAGGGCCAGGGCGGCGAGGAACCGCCCUUCGAAGUCAUCAUGGCAGAGAGGGAUUCCGCAGCUAUGAGAGUCGUGGGCCGGGUUCGUGAGGACGUGAUGAAACGGACGUUUGAGAGUUGGAGGAAGAGUGGGUUUUUGAGGGUAUAGAAAUGUAGAUUUACCCUGUAUACCAACUGCCAACACCAAUAUGUAUCUUUAUCUUGUACACCACGUCUCCUAUUCC
Saitoella complicata NRRL Y-17804 is the source of this 3487-nucleotide messenger RNA. Its product is annotated as acetyl-CoA synthetase-like protein. Lineage: Eukaryota; Fungi; Ascomycota; Saitoellomycetes; Saitoellales; Saitoellaceae. The transcript has 2 exons. The coding region runs from base 76 to 3411 and encodes 1111 amino acids. The record is from RefSeq and is a predicted model, not a curated record. Gene Ontology annotation, molecular function: phosphopantetheine binding.